Messenger RNA from Solenopsis invicta (red fire ant), 2445 nucleotides. It is a transcript of the gene Gas8, whose product is annotated as dynein regulatory complex subunit 4. The coding region runs from base 299 to 1723 and encodes 474 amino acids. The transcript is spliced from 8 exons. Lineage: Eukaryota; Metazoa; Arthropoda; Insecta; Hymenoptera; Formicidae. Gene Ontology annotation, biological process: cell motility. Gene Ontology annotation, molecular function: small GTPase binding; microtubule binding. The record is from RefSeq and is a predicted model, not a curated record. Gene Ontology annotation, cellular component: motile cilium; Golgi apparatus; microtubule.
UGUGUUACCUAAGAUUUUAAUGUGAUUUUACAUAUUUAAAAAAACACGUUUAGAGUCAUAUAAAUCUGCAUAUAUGUAUAUAUGAGGAAUAAGAAUGCAAGACACGGUUACCUAGCAACGUUCUUACAAACACAGUGCCACUCUAAAUGUCAAGCUACCUGAAUUGUACAGACUUAGUCAGCUGAUGUGAGACUAUAGAAUUUGUAGUGCUAUCAUUAUUCGCGUUACUUUUUAUAAAUCUUUGCAGAGAUCAGUAUAUCAAACAAAUCUUUUUACGUCUUUUUUGAUAUCCAUAAAAAUGGGUCCCAAGAAAGCAAAAGGAAAAGUGACAGAUAACGUUGAUGGAGUAGACACAUCAAAAAUGAAUAGGGAGCAAUUAGAGAUAUAUGCUCAUAAGAUAUUGGAAGAGAUGGAACGCGAACGAGAGGAAAGAAACUUUUUUCAACUAGAAAGGGAUAAAUUACGAACUUUUUGGGAAAUUACAAGGCAUCAGCUGGAUGAGGCACGUGCUAUAAUCAGAAAUAAAGAACGUGAGAAAGAAGAAUUGGCAGAAAAUCACGAAGCUGAACUCAAAUUAUACAAGCAGAAAGUGAAACACUUGAUGUAUGAACAUCAGACUAAUUUAUCUGAAACUAAAGCUGAUCAUCUAGUUGCUCUUAAACUGGCGCAAGAUGAUCAUGUUUUGCAAGAAAAUGAGCUUAUUAAAGAUAAAACAGAUCUAAAAAAAACGCAGAAAGAACAGGAAUUGGCAUAUAUGAAUGAAAUUCAUGCAUUGAAAUUGCAUAAUUCGGAGGAAAUGAACAAUAUGAUGAAGAAAUUUGAGUCUGAAGCGAUAGAAUUGGAGCAAAAAUAUGAACAAAAAUUAACUAGCCAAUAUGAGUCCUUAAUAUUGAAGCAUCGCAUGGAAAUAACUGAAGUGGAAGAGAGAAAGAACGCGCAAAUCGCAAAUCUGAUAAAGAAUCACGAGAAUGCAUUUACCGAAAUGAAAAAUUAUUACAAUGACAUCACUUUGAAUAACUUAUCGUUAAUUAAAAGCAUGAAGGAACAAAUGGAAGUAAUGAGAAACAGUGAAGAACGUAUGAAAAAGCAAGUACGAGAACUAACAACGGAGAAUAAAAAAUAUUUGGCUGAGCUGAAAGCUUUGCAAGAAACGGCUGCCGACCUAAAUCGUCAGCUUGCAAAUUACGAGAAAGACAAACAAUGUCUAGUUAAUACAAGACGGAGAUUGUCCGCAGUGACGAAGGAUCUAGAAAAUUUAAAAUGGGAGAAUGAGGUUCUGGAGCUGCGUUUUGAAAAAUGUCAAUCCGAGAGAGACGAAUUACAUUCUAGAUUUGUUUCGGCUAUAUUUGAACUGCAACAGAAAACUGGUUUAAAGAAUGUAUUAUUAGAAAAAAAAUUAGAAAAGCUGUCAGAUUUACUGGAACAACGCGAGGCGCAGAUAAGCGAAGUAUUAGCUGCUGCUCAAUUGGAUCCUGCGGCGGUGGUUAGUGUAAAUAAAAAAUUAGAGGAUAUGCUUAACAGAAAAAAUACUGCAAUACAAGAUUUACAAUAUGAAUUAGCAAAAGUGUGUAAAGCACAUGACGAUUUGUUAGCCGCUUAUGAAAGUAAAUUGCAAGAAUAUGGAAUUCCCAAGGCUGAACUUGGAUUUCAGCCCUUGAGGAUGAAGAUAACCGGUGCAAAAUUGGGCUUAGGUCCAGCUGGUCUCGUUACCGUAAAUCAGUAAUACAUUUUAUAAAUGUUUAUAAUCGCUUUACAGAAAUUUUAUAUAUCUUGUUUGAGAAAAUAGUGUCGAUAAGUGACAUAUUUUAUUGCUACUUUUACACGGUUUAAUGAAAAAGAUAAUAAGUUUUUAACAAACGGUACAAUAUUUGAAUAUUUGACACAUGUUUAGUACAGGAUAUUUGAUAAUAUGCAUAUUUAAUGUGUUUAACAAUACUUUCUCGAAAAUAUGAUAAAAAACGAUUGGAAAAACCUAAAACAUUUCAACAUGAUACAUAGAAUUAAUUUUGACACAGAGUAUUUUUAUUCUGUAAAACAAAUACAUUUUAGCUUAUGCGUUAUGUCCUCAAAAAUUACAUAAAAUUAUCACAGAGAAUGUACAGAGUAGACUGUAUCGAUGCCUGGAAGUUGUAUAGUCUCAGCAAUUAUUCAACAUAUUUACGCUUUCAUGUUUCUAUCUAUAUCUUUCGUCGCAGUUAAUGUUGACAAUGAAAAAUCUGAUAUUGCACAUAACUCAUACAUUUUUAUGAUUCCAUACUAAUUAUAUAAUUUUCCUUUAUGCUUCAAUAUUUUGUUACAUAUCUAACAACUGACAGGCACAAAUACAUUGAAGAUACAUUCAUAUAUAGAUAUUAACAUAUAGAUAUUAGACACUGACUAGUCUAACUUGUAAAACACUGUAAGUCAAAUACAUCAGGUCACAUGGUUAAUAAACUUCAAACACUG